GAGAGGAAUGGAUAGAGGUUUACAAAGCAACGUUUUCAGAUGAUGUCAAGAAAUGGAGACAUGCUUUUGGGACUAUGACAGUCUGGCAAUCCAGAUUGCAUGGAACGCAUAUUGGUAUUGCCGUGACCAGGCAUCUUCUCCAGGCAAAGAUCCUCGACUCCGACCCUACCGUUAGCAAGGAGCUGAAGUCUGGAGCAAAUGCCAUUGCCAUCACUAAAUUUGUCAGUACAAUCAUCAAAAUUCCCGCCGCUCGCUACCAUGAAGCCCAGUCACAGUCCUAUCUAGCAGAGAAGAUAGGUCUGCCAGUAUACUUGGUUGACCUGAGGAAUGAGGUCAACCACGGCAGUAGGAGCUGGUUCGGAGGUCAGACUGUGCGCAUGGCGGUGGAGACAUGCUAUAAGUGGAUUAAGGAUUACUAUUGGGAUAAAGAGUAUGCCAAAUGCAAAAAGGAAAACAAAGUAGCAGAUACAAGUGUUGCUGACCCACUUCAAUCUUCUGACACAGCCACAUAUACCAACGCAGACAAAAGCCCACCAGACACAGCAGAAGAACCGACCCUAAGCACUGUAAACACCCCCAAUAAACCAAAGCCAGCCACUCCCCAAGGACUCAGACCAUGGGAAUUUGCAAUAGAGCAACUUCGCUGCUACUGCAGAGAAAUUCUGGAAAAGCCAAGACCAAUGUUUUCACUUUUAACAGAGGUUCUUCAUGCUAUACAGGAUAAAUACGAAGAAAAUCCACAAGAAUGUGUUGACAAACUGAUUUCCGUCAUGUUUCUACCAUCAUAUGUUGAGAAUUUUGGAGCCAAAUUUGCAAAUGCAGGUGAAAAUGAUAAGUGCAAAUGCUUCUUCAGACACAUUGUGCUCCAAAGAUAUGUUUGUGUCAUGAAAAUAUUCAACCACUUCCCUGGAGCCAUGGACUUGCUCAUAUUUUCACUGUUGAAUAAGAGCAGUAGUGAGUUCCAGGAAAUAUCAUAUUACUGGGUCACUAUGCUAGUGGAAUCUGAGCUUGGGCAUUACUGUGAGGUGGACAGAUAUCACCAUUUCCAUUUUCCAUACACCAAUAUUACUCAGUGGAAAAGACUGGCAGAGCAGCUUUUCCUGAUUGGAAGGGAAUGGAGCUACAAGUUAGGCUUAAGGAUCAUGGAAAGUCCGAAGUCCAACUUUACGCAGGACCAAAUAAAUGAAGUGAUCAGCCUGAUUAAGGCAUACAAGAUGAAGAGAAAGGCUGCAAAGAAUGAGGCGGAGAGUAAGUCAAGAAAAGCAGUUGCAGCUCAGAAGAAGAAGGACAUCAAAGAGCAUAGUGCGAGGCUACAAGAGGCAUUGCAAAGGAACGAAGAGGAAAUUAAUUCCGAAGCACUCGAGGAAUGGUUCAGUGUCAAUGAUGUUCUCAAGUCUUCUCUGGACCAUUCAACCUUUGCGUUUAGUAUAGCUGAAGCCGUAAAGAAGUCUUUGAAAACUUCCGAAAAUGAAGAUGACGAUGAUGUAACUCCCCUGGGAAUUCUACCACACCAGCGUGGAAAUCCUCUUUUCUUCAAGGAAUUGCUUCUACAUUAUCCCAAGGAAUGCAGAGGUCUACCAGCCACAGAUGGCCAACCACCUGCUAAAAGAUUUAAAUGUUAACAAUAUAACAUGUAGCUUCUUUUGAGGCCAUUAUUAUUAUGAUUAUUGUUAUUAUUAUCAUUAUUAUUAUUAUUAUUAUUAUUAUUAUUGUUAUUAUUUACAUUGUUAUUGUUAUUCAUCUGACUGUGAAAUGGAUUACAUUAAGAUACUCGAAAUGUAAAAAAAAAGUUAAAGUUUGCACACUACUUGAAAUAUAGUAAAAUAAUGCACUGUGAUUCUGAUAGAAAUACAGAUUUGAAGAAUGUUUAUUAAAAUGGCUGUUAUUACCGAAUUUCUUCAAAUAAAACAUCUGACUUGGA
This is a messenger RNA of Penaeus chinensis, 1921 nucleotides long. RefSeq lists its product as uncharacterized. Gene Ontology annotation, biological process: maturation of 5.8S rRNA; maturation of LSU-rRNA. The transcript is spliced from 9 exons. The record is from RefSeq and is a predicted model, not a curated record. Gene Ontology annotation, molecular function: endonuclease activity. Gene Ontology annotation, cellular component: preribosome, large subunit precursor; Las1 complex. The coding region runs from base 75 to 1622 and encodes 515 amino acids. NCBI's taxonomy places the organism in Eukaryota, Metazoa, Arthropoda, Malacostraca, Decapoda, Penaeidae.